AUGUCCCGACGAACUCCAGGUUCUGGUAUGUCCUCGACACGCUCCGACGCCAACCUAUACCUCGACCUUCGCUCGCACCGACACGCCCUGAACCGCGUAUCGAAGCAAUCUGCAAAGUACUAUGGCUACCGCGGCGUGCACCCCGGCUGGGUAAAUCAACCAUACCUGGCCCUUCGCCCCGACACCAUUGCAUCGUUUUCUGACCCGUGCCCCCGCACCGCCUACGCGAGCUGUGCGCCGACCCUGCGGCACCCCGCACACAUGCAUGUGUCGACUUGGACGAAAAGGGAUAUGUGGUUGGACAGAGAGCGUGGGAUCUGGCCGCUGGACCGACGGCAUCACAAAGGAAAGAAGAUCCGUGAGAAGUAUUGUUGGAAGUACACGGAGAAGGAACUGGGGAGGAGAAUGAGGGUGAAGACAAGGGGUUUGGAGGGGGCAGUUAGUGGGGCAGAAAUUGAGGCGAGGUAUGGUGAUGAUUAUUACUUAUGUAGAUUUGGUGACGAUGACGUUGAAGAGGAGGGUUAUGAUGAUAGGGACGGAGAUGGGGGUGACGAUGAGGAAGGAGAAGAAGGAGACGUUGAGGAGUUCAUUGAAGAUGGAGCCUCUUUUGUCGACGAACAAGAGCUUUCCGAGAAGGAAACUGAUGUUGAUAACGAGGACGGAUUCAAUAUCAUUUCGGAACGGGACUUCGACGUCUUGUCGAUUUCUUCAAUUGAAGAGGACGACGGUGAAGGAACCUGA
Rhinocladiella mackenziei CBS 650.93 is the source of this 741-nucleotide messenger RNA. RefSeq lists its product as uncharacterized. NCBI's taxonomy places the organism in Eukaryota, Fungi, Ascomycota, Eurotiomycetes, Chaetothyriales, Herpotrichiellaceae. Bases 1 to 741 code for a protein of 246 amino acids. The transcript has a single exon. The record is from RefSeq and is a predicted model, not a curated record.